AUGGCGGAACUAGGUAACAUCACAAAAUUACCAUUUAAACCUGAUCAUGAGGUGCUCCCUGACAAUUUUAAGGUUUGUGAAGGACGGCUUAAAUCACUAAAGAAUAAGUUGGCUGCGAGUAACAUUUUGCAUGAAUACAAUCAAAUAUUCUCGGAGUAUGAAGAAAACGGUAUAAUAGAGCGUGUUCCAUCAGCUGAGGUUGCAAGGGAAACAGGGCAAGUACACUACCUUCCCCAUAGGCCGGUUAUACGUAAUGAUAAACAGACUACCAAAAUACGCGCGGUAUUUGAUGCCUCAUGUGAAGUCAGUGGUCCUUCUUUAAAUGAAUGCCUUUAUUCAGGUCCUAACCUGAUAGCUAAGAUUUUUGACAUUUGCUUAGGUUUAGAUUGAAUAAGAUUGGGGUAUUAACUGACAUAAAAAACGUUUCUAAAUGUUGGUAUAGAUGCACAGCAUAGAGACUACCUUACAUUUUUGUGGUAUGAGUUGCAAGCUGAGGAUGAGCAGGUAGUAAUUUACAGGUUUUUAAGAGUAGUUUUCGGAAUUACGAGUAGUCCAUUCUUAUUGAAUGGGACUAUACGACAUCACCUCAGUAAUUACUUAGAGAAAGAAAGAGAAAUAGCACAGCGAGUUAUAGAUGAUCUUUAUGUUGAUGAUUUGGUUAGUUGCUGUAAUAAACUUGAGGAGGGUAAAGCCCUAUAUGAUAGAAGUAAGGCAAUUUUAUCUGAAGCCGGUUUUAAUUUGCGCAAAUGGGUCACCAAUGACAAAGAAUUAGCAGGGUACAUUGCGUCAAGGGAAAACGGAGACAACAAUUUACUAGGUAAAGAUAAUGACAUGACUUAUUUUGAGGCAACAUCACCAAACGUCACUGUCGAGCAUGAAGUUGUUUUAGGUGUAGAGUGGGACACAACCUCUAAUGAAUUAAUAUUUCGUUUCGACGAUUUGAUUUCAAAAUGUGCCACCGUUAAACACACGAAAAGGAAUAUGUUGAGCAUUUCUGCUUCUAUUUUCGACCCAUUAGGUUUCAUUGCUCCAGUCACUGCCAAAAUCAAAACCAUUUUUCAGUUGCUUUGCAAAGAUAAAUUGGACUGGGAUGAAAUUAUACCUGAAAAAAUUGCGGAUGUUUGGACCAAAUUUGUCGAGGAAUUAAAACAGCUCGCGGAAGUACGGCAUAGUCGGUUUGUGUUUACAUCUAAUUUUUCCUCCGGUAGUCGUAUAGAGCUUCAUGGUUUCUGUGAUAGCUCUAAAGAAGUUUACUGUGCGGUUGUCUACCUACGGCUUGUCUAUCAGGGCGCGGUCCAUGUAUGUUUUUUAGCUUCAAAAACUAAGGUAGCUCCCUUAAAAACACUCACGAUUCCUCGGUUAGAACUCUUGGGGUGCUUACUCCUUAGCAAAUUAAUUCGCGAAGUACUCAUAGGAGUUGAAAACCGAAUUAAUUUGCAUGAUAUAUUCUGUUGGACUGAUUCCGAGGUUGCUCUUUGUUGGGUUAAUGGGAAGGAGAAGAGUUGGGAACCUUGGAUUGAGAAUAGGGUUGUGGCUAUAAGGAAAGUGGUGGAUCGUGAGAAGUGGCAUUUUGUUAGGGGUGAGGUAAAUCCUGCUGAUAUCCCUACUCGACUGUCUUCAAAUUUAAAAGAUUCUUUUUCGGGCUGUUGGUUUAAGGGACCUUUGAUGUUGUGGUCACAGGAGUUGGAAGUUGACAGGGUAAAAGCUAGUUGUGGUAACGAAAACUCUUUGGUUGGGAGGGUUGAUGUAGAAGUUCCUACUAAAGUUGUCAACUUCAGUAACACGACAGCGAAGGGCAUGCCUAACAACAGCAGAUGUUCAAUUAGUGCUGUCAUUGAUUGCACUCGUCACAGUUCAUCGAAGAAAAUGCUACUAACAACUGGCUACGUAAUGUGAUUUGUGAACAAUUUAAAGAAGCGAGUGAGAAAAGUAGAUGGUGAUAUCGUCAAUGAUAGUGUACUGACAGUCGAUGAAUAUAAUAAAGCUUUAGAGAUGUGGAUAAAGGAAGAGCAGAUACUGAUGAAAGAACAAGCAAACUAUACUAAUCUUUGUGCUUCACUGCGGUUGUUCGAAGACAAGGUUGGACUUAUGCGUUUAAAGGGACGGUUUGCAAAUUCAUCUUUAGAGUACGAGGAACAACACCCGGUAAUACUUCGUAGCAAGGACAAUAGUUACUUUACUCGUCUAAUUAUUUUGGAUGCGCAUAUAUGA
Messenger RNA from Paramuricea clavata, 2211 nucleotides. NCBI's taxonomy places the organism in Eukaryota, Metazoa, Cnidaria, Anthozoa, Malacalcyonacea, Plexauridae. The record is from the annotation of a GenBank genome assembly.